AUGGUGGACAAGUUACUGCUGAAAAUAAAGGACCUUCAACAUCCCUAUGGGCUUACUUGGCUAGAAAAGAAUAAGGAAAUAAAGGUGAGUAAACGAUGCCUUGUCCAAUUUUCAAUUGGUGGAAAAUAUAAGGAAAAAGUUAUGUGUGAUGUUGUGCCAAUGGAUGCUUGUCACUUACUUUUGGGAAGACCUUGGCAAUAUGACAGAAAAACUAUGCAUGAUGGUUAUAAAAAUAUAUAUAGUUUUGACAAAGAUGAUGUUAAGAUUGUAUUGGCUCCAACAAGAUUAGAUGUCAGCCCGAAGCCUUCAAAAUGGAUGAAGAAUGCUCUACUCUCUAAAUCUAAAAUUUUGAGGGAGCUACAACAUAUCAAGCAAGGAUAUAUCCUUGUAAUGCUUGAAGCUAACAGAGAACAAUGUGAGCAUCUUGCUAUUGUGCUUCCACUUCUUCAAGAAUUUGCUGAUGUGGUGCCUGAAGAAAUGCCACCAAGUCUUCUGCCUCUGAGGAGUAUUUAG
Messenger RNA from Dioscorea cayenensis subsp. rotundata (Guinea yam), 513 nucleotides. RefSeq lists its product as uncharacterized. NCBI's taxonomy places the organism in Eukaryota, Viridiplantae, Streptophyta, Magnoliopsida, Dioscoreales, Dioscoreaceae. The record is from RefSeq and is a predicted model, not a curated record. The transcript has a single exon. The coding region runs from base 1 to 513 and encodes 170 amino acids.